AUGGCGGGCAUGGGGAGUCUGACCCUGGGACAGGCUGUUCUCCUCGCACAAAACUCUCCUGGCGGUGUCGACCAACGUCUCGCCCAGCAUCUCGAGAGGAAGCUGGCCGAGGUUCACGCUAAGUUAAAAGCGCAUCCCAAUUCAUACGUCCUCCCACAAGACGAAUUCGCCCUCAUCAACUACUAUCGUUCACGGUUCGGCGAUUCAGAAAUCAUCAAGAGCGCAACAAAACGGUUUUGGGACAACCAUCGUGGCCGAAGCUGA
Molecule: messenger RNA, 264 nt
Organism: Didymosphaeria variabile
Lineage: Eukaryota; Fungi; Ascomycota; Dothideomycetes; Pleosporales; Didymosphaeriaceae
Exons: 2
Coding region: 1-264 (87 amino acids)
Source: RefSeq, a predicted model, not a curated record